This is a messenger RNA of Colletotrichum higginsianum IMI 349063, 1923 nucleotides long. Its product is annotated as ATP-dependent rRNA helicase SPB4. Gene Ontology annotation, cellular component: nucleolus. Gene Ontology annotation, molecular function: nucleic acid binding; ATP binding. The transcript has 3 exons. The record is from RefSeq and is a predicted model, not a curated record. The coding region runs from base 1 to 1923 and encodes 640 amino acids. Lineage: Eukaryota; Fungi; Ascomycota; Sordariomycetes; Glomerellales; Glomerellaceae.
AUGGCCUCCGUUGAGAAGAAGAAGGACCCCAGGUCCUGGCGAGGACUCACACCUCCUCUGGCCGAAUGGAUCCUCGACUUCGUGUCCAGCCAGGGCUUCCAGCGCAUGACGCCCGUCCAGGCAGCAUGUCUCCCGCAAUUUCUUGGGAACAAGGACGUCGUGGUCGAGGCCGUCACCGGCAGCGGAAAGACGCUUGCUUUCCUCCUCCCCAUCGUCCAGAAGCUCAUGCGCCUCGAUGAACCGACAAAGCGCGGCCAUGUUUUCUCCAUCAUCGUCUCCCCGACCCGCGAGCUCGCGAUCCAGAUCCACACCGUCCUGCAGUCCCUCGUCGGCUUCCACCCGCCCUCGGCCGAGAUCCUACCCUGCCUUAAGGGGGACGAGAAGCGUCCCGACACGAAGGUCCCGGUGAUUGUCCCCCAGUUGCUCGUCGGCGGAACGACUACGACACAGCAGGACCUCAGCUUCUUCGUCAGACACUCUCCCAACGUCUUGGUCUCGACGCCCGGCAGACUCGUCGAGCUGCUCGCAUCCCCCCACGUCCGCUGCACACAAUCGUCCUUCGAGCUCCUGGUUCUCGACGAGGCGGAUCGUCUUUUGGACAUGGGCUUCAAGCAGGACAUCCAGAGGGUUUUGGGAUAUCUGCCCAAGCAGAGGCGCACGGGCCUAUUCAGCGCUUCGGUCUCUGAAGCGGUCUCGCAGAUCAUCACUGUUGGUCUUAGAAACCCCGUCAAGAUUGCAGUGAGGGUGAAGAGUCUCCGAGAUGGAGGAAUCAUUGAGGACCGGAAAACGCCCAUCAGCUUGCAAAUGUCCUACCUUGUUACGCCAGCGAGUCAAAAGCUCCCAGCAUUGGCCAAGCUCCUGGAAAACCUGAGCCCGCGACUGCAAAGAAGCAUUGUCUUCCUGUCAACGUGUGCCGCCGUCGACUACUUCCAGCAUCUCCUCCCUACCAUCAUGCCAUCAGGCUUCACAAUAGUCCCUCUUCACGGAAAGCUCCCGCCCAAGGCCAGAGAAAAGAGCUUCUCCAAGUUUGUCAACUCGGUAUCACCGUCCGUCUUGAUUUGCACAGAUAUCGCAGCAAGAGGCCUGGACAUCCCGCAGGUAGACUUUGUCUGCCAGGUCGACCCCCCUUCAGAUCCCAAGGUCUUCAUCCACCGCAGUGGACGCGCCGGAAGAGCCGGAAGGAAGGGUCUCUCGGUCGUCUUCCUGCAGCCCGGCCAUGAAGAAGACUACAUCCCCUUCCUUGAGGUCCGCAAAACGCCGAUUUUCCCCCUUACGAAACCCGAGAUCGUCGUCACCGAGGAAGAGGCCAACGCGGUGUCAGAAAAGUUCCGCGACGUCCUCCGCAGCGACCGGGCCUUCCACGACAAGGCGCAGCGGGCUUUCGUGAGCUGGGUGCGCAGCUAUAACGCGCACCUGACGACGUCCAUCUUCCGCACCAAGGACCUCGACUGGACCGACCUCGGCAAGGCGUGGGGCCUGUUGCGCCUGCCGCGGAUGCCCGAGACCAAGAAGUGGGAGGGUGACAAGUGGCUCGGCAACGAGGGUUUCGACUGGGACAACUUCUCGUACAAGGACAAGACGCGCGAGGCGGCUCGGCUGGCGGCGAUGGAGGCGGAGCGCAACGGCGAGAAGGCGGCGGCGGUGGACGAGGUCAAGCGCAAACGCAAGACCAACGAGGCGUGGAGCAAGCAGGUGGAGGCGGACGACGUGCGGACGGAGCGGCGCGAGAAGAGGAGGCGCAAGAAGGAGGCCGAGCGGAUGGCGACUAUGACGGAGGAGGAGAAGAUCAAGGCCAUGGAGCUGAACGAGAUGAUUGCCGAGAUCAGGAGGAAGAACCAGGCUGCCCAGGCGGCGACAGCGGCAGCCGGUGGGAAGAAGAAGAAGGCGGAGGGCGACGACGAGUUCACGGGGUUUGAUGAUUGA